Branchiostoma floridae (Florida lancelet) is the source of this 958-nucleotide messenger RNA. RefSeq names its product somatostatin receptor type 5-like. NCBI's taxonomy places the organism in Eukaryota, Metazoa, Chordata, Leptocardii, Amphioxiformes, Branchiostomatidae. Gene Ontology annotation, cellular component: neuron projection; membrane. The transcript is spliced from 2 exons. Gene Ontology annotation, biological process: neuropeptide signaling pathway. The coding region runs from base 1 to 942 and encodes 313 amino acids. The record is from RefSeq and is a predicted model, not a curated record. Gene Ontology annotation, molecular function: G protein-coupled receptor activity; neuropeptide binding.
AUGGCUGCGUUCAUACCCAGUCCUUAUUCCUGGGACGUCAUCAUAUACAACAUAGUGGCCCCUGUCAUCCAGUGUGCCAUAGGUAUUACAGGGCUGAUAGGAAAUGGACUGAUCAUAUACGUCAUUAUCAAGUACUCAACCAUGAAAACUGUACCAAAUAUGUACGUUUUGAACCUGGCUGUGUCGGACUUUCUCUACUGUUUGACUUUCCCGAUUUGGGCAGCAGACUACAUCCUAAGAGUGUGGAUAUUCGGACGGGCCAUGUGUAAGAUAGUCAGGUCUAUCUUCAACGUCAACACCUUUGCUAGUAUCUACUUCCUGACCGUGAUGAGCAUAGAGCGGUACUACGCCAUCUUACACACCGUCCGGAACAUGCAGAACCGUUCGCUGAAGAAGGCGAAGAUCAUCGGUGGAUGUGUCUGGACGGUGGCGCUGGUGUGCUCUCUACCGUACAUCGUGUUUGCGGAGACGGACUAUCUCGGAGGGGUGCCCGUCUGUAUGUUCAAGUGGCCCGCUAACGUCCAGAACGAGGACUGGUGGCGAGGCGCUAACGCCGUCUACCUUACAGCAUUGGCGUUCUUCAUCCCUCUCUGCAUCAUGGUCCCCAACUACGUCCUGAUCUACCGUAGGCUGCAGAACACCGACGUCGUCCCACCGGAGAGCCGGCGGGCGCUGCGCUCUCGCCACCGCGUCACUCGCAUGGUCAUCGUGGUGGUGGUCAUCUUCGUCAUCUGCUGGCUGCCGCUGCACGUGGGCAACAUCAUCAGGUUCGUCUUCGGCUUCAAGGUCAACGCCACCGUCUGGUACUUCCUCAACGUCAUCGCGGACGUCAACAGCUGCGUCAACCCGUUCCUGUACGCCCUGCUCGGACAGAACUUCCGGGCCACCCUGAAGCGCACGCUGUGCGGGUCCAGCUGCUGCCCCGACAGCUUUCGGCAGUAAGUGUCCAGUUGUGACC